UGAAUGUGUGUGUGAAAGAGCGUGAAUGUGUACUUGGUGACCCGUUGGACGCGGGGGAGUUUUAAACUGUCGACAGCUACUGGGAAAGGCUGAACGGCAGAGGCACCGUGGUUGCUCCUUAUUGGAUUCUGGUCGGUGAUACUGUUGGCAUGUCGGAUUGUCAGAAGACUAAGUCUCGAGACAUCCCCACCCGCAGGGUGAUUCUUCAUGACGCAGCGCUGCUCCCGCAGGAUUACAGCAUCACUCCAGGGGGGACGUUAUACAGUACCACCCCAGGAGGUACCAGACUGAUAUAUGACCGCAAGUUCUUGAUGGAGUGCCGUAACUCGCCUCUCACCAGAACUCCACCCCGUGACCUUCCUAACAUUCCAGGUGUAACCACUCCAAACAAUGAUGAGGCCAAAACAGAAGUCAACCAUGUGGAGAAACAAGAUGAAAAGUCAUGCGUUGGGGAUGAGUCUCAGUUUGAGAUGGAUAUUUGAGAAGUCCCCUACUGCAUGGCCGUGCCAGUUCUGAAGAGGACCCAGCAUUGUGAUUGAGCACUAGCCAAGGUGUCUAGGUUAAUUUAGCCCAUGCUUCUUCGCUGCCAGCUCUUUGUUCACAUGGAAAAGGGCAGCUUGUUUUCUUCUGCUGCCAAAAUUAGAGCUUGCUUCUCAAAAUGCAAAGACACUGCAAAUUUUUGGAGUGUAACAUAGAAGAUUCCUACUGGCGGUGGACAGCUUUAUAAGCAGAGGAAAAUGCUCUCCAUUGAUCAUGUUUGAUUUUAUUUUUUGUUAAAUUUUUUUUUUAAUUUCUUUUAAGGUUGAAGGCAGCAUUGUAAGAGGUAUAGAAUUGUAAUAAGAGGUUAAUUUUUUUAAUUGUCAUCCUUAAAAACUUUUAAGCUUGUUAACUGGUGACAAACUCGAAGAGUGAAUGGCUGGAUGAGGAACUUGAAAGAUGCAAUACAGAUCCUGUAGAAUGUGCAGGCACUUAAUUUCACUUCACUACGAUUAAAACAUGUUUUCAUUGCAAAA
Molecule: messenger RNA, 1013 nt
Organism: Protopterus annectens (West African lungfish)
Lineage: Eukaryota; Metazoa; Chordata; Ceratodontiformes; Protopteridae
Gene: EIF4EBP1
Product: eukaryotic translation initiation factor 4E binding protein 1
Exons: 3
Coding region: 150-482 (110 amino acids)
Biological process (GO): negative regulation of translational initiation
Cellular component (GO): cytoplasm
Molecular function (GO): eukaryotic initiation factor 4E binding
Source: RefSeq, a predicted model, not a curated record